Molecule: messenger RNA, 1803 nt
Organism: Gasterosteus aculeatus aculeatus (three-spined stickleback)
Lineage: Eukaryota; Metazoa; Chordata; Actinopteri; Perciformes; Gasterosteidae
Gene: jam2b
Product: junctional adhesion molecule 2b
Biological process (GO): leukocyte cell-cell adhesion
Cellular component (GO): tight junction; protein complex involved in cell adhesion; plasma membrane
Source: RefSeq, a predicted model, not a curated record
CACUCCCAAUGGCUCACGUCUCCAGCUUCAAGCUUCAAGCAUCCUGUUUAUUGAGAAAAAAACAAACCUAGUGGUAAUGUGGCAUGAUUUCACCCUCAGACUUAACGGACUGCCUGCUGACACGCUGCUGGCCUCCCUGAGCGUCGGAGGGCAGCAGCAGCAGCAGCUCUGCACUCCUGUGCGCGCUCCACGACAGUUGUCCAGGAGACGCCAGAGCGCACGCGCCUGCUGCAGAUGCAACUUGGGGAGGCUGCUGAGAGUUUGGAGUAAAACUCACGUCCACACGGGACAGACACAUGCGAACCAGCAGGACGGACCAGACAUGGACACCAUGAAGUUAUUGGCGCUGCCUCUUCUCUUCGCUUUGAUGCACAGUCCGGUCUCCGUGUCGGUGACGGUGAGCAGCAGUAAACCCAAAGUGGAGGUCCACGAGCACACAGAUGCUGUGCUCGCCUGUGAGUUCCGGACAGAGAAAGAUCCGAACCCUCGAAUCGAGUGGAAGAAGAAAGGAAAGGGCGUGACAUUUGUGUACUUUAAUCACAAGUUCACUGGCUCCUACGCAGGACGGGCGGAGAUGGAAGGAGCGACGCUGACAAUACACUCUGUUACCCAGAAAGACUCUGGGGAGUACCGCUGUGAGGUGACUGCUGGCGAGGACCACGUCAACCUCGGGGAAGCCAUCGUGACCCUCGAUGUGCUCGUGCCUCCUCACGUCCCGUCCUGUGAGGUGCCGAGCUCUGUGUUUGUGGGCUCGGGCCUGGAGCUUCUCUGUAAGGACAAACUCAGCGUGCCGCCCGCCACCUACCGCUGGUACAAAGACAACAAGGCCCUGACGGCCACCGCAGAUUCUCCGUACAGCGUUGACACUAACAAGGGCACGCUGAAGUUUAAGAGCGUGUCCAAGACAGACGCAGGGAUGUACCGCUGUGAGUCUUCCAACAGCGCCGGGGCGCCCAAGAGCUGUGUGUCCCAACAACUGAAAGUCAUUGAAUAUCCUUGGAACAUGACGUAUUUGAUCACAGGUGCUGCAGGCAUUCUGGCGCUCGUCCUUUUCUGUUGCAUCUGCGUGUGUGUGUGCCGACACCGAGGCUGCUGCAGGAAAGACAAGAAGACAAAAAGUGCCAUGUCCUACAACCCUCCUCCCCCCCCUCCCAUCCGCAAUAUCAAGCAUUACAAACAAACUCACUCCUUCAUGAUCUGAUCACGUUGACGUUGACAAACCACCCGCAGACGCUUGGACGGCUCACUGCUUUCUGGGACGGACAGAUCUUCAGACAUUAAGCUAAAACUGAGUUAAACAGAUUUUAAAAAAAACGCGAUGCUUUCUAAGCUCUGGCUUUUAUGGGUUAAUAGUUUGAAAGGCAGUCAAUACUACAAACUCACAGGUCUGUAAAUAUGGGUUUAACUCAGCUCUUUCAAAUGUUAUCACAGGUUUUCUUAGAUUGUCUUUCCAGUUGAUCUGAGGUUUGCAGUAUCACAUGUUUUAGCUCUCUUACGCCACCUAUAUACAAGUGUUAUUUGUACAAGACACAUACUGAGCUACUGUAUAGAUUUUAUCCUUUUUAUUGCCCUUUGUUUAUUUUUAGAUACAGAAAUGUUGGUUUAUACUAGAAGUUAUUAUUUUUCUCUAUGUCACUUUUGCUAUAUGCUUGUUGUGUUGAUCUCAUAAAUCUUCGGUUGUAUAAAUUUGAAUGGGUAUUGAGCAACAGAUGAACGGGUGUCUGCACACACUGAACGAUGCUUUGGAAGAAUUGUAGAUACUCUUUUAUAUAUGUCUUGUUCAAUAAAGAAAGAUGAAAGCUA